UUGAAAGCGUCGGGUGAGGCGCGGCGGCCUGGGGCUGCAGGGAAGGUUUCCGUGUUGCGGCGUUAACUCUGGAUGCCAGCUGUCAAUCACUGUAAGAUGCUAGACCGAAUGGGGCCGCACGGAGUCUUGUAGUGAGAGCAAGGUGACGUUACUGGUUAGAUAGCGCUCCUAUGUGAAGACGAGGGAAGCUUGGUGUGAUGAAUGUCAAGAGCCAGGUACAACUAAUGAGAAAGAAACAACAAGAGAGGAAAGGGGAGAACUCCACUGCCACCAUGCAGAGAAGUAUUAUGUCAUUUUUCCAACCCACCAAAGAGGGUAAAGCAAAGAAGCCUGAAAAGGAGACAGCCAACAGCAUCAGAGAGAAGGAGUCCCCUCCAAAGGUAGCAUUGAAAGAGAGGAAUCGACUGGUGUCUGAGAGUGAUUCUCCAGUGAAGAGGUCAGGAAGGAAGGCAGCCCAGGUCCUAAGCAGUGAAGGGGAGGAGGAAGAUGAAGCUCCUGGCACCCCCAAAGUUCAGAAGUCUGUGUCAGACUCCAAACAGAACUCUCCUUCCAGCCCUGACACAUGUCCUGAGAAUGGUCCUUUCUUCAACAGCCCCUCCAUGGAUAUCUCCCCAUCAGGAUUCCCGAAGCGUCGCACUGAAGCACAGACCCCAACAGAAAGUCUCACAGAGGCUGAAGAUGCUGGCGUCAAACAGGAUCCUCAGGAAGAGGAGCAGAGCAAACCUCCUGCUAGAAGUACCAAGACACUCAGCAGCUUCUUUGCUCCCCGGAAGCCAGCAGUGAAACCUGAAGUGAAACAAGAAGAGUCAGGUACUCCAAGGAAGGAAGAGACCAAGGGAACCCUGGAUCCAACAAACUACAAUCCUUCCAAGAGUAACUACCAUCCUAUUGAAGAUGCCUGCUGGAAACACGACCAGAAGGUUCCUUUUCUUGCUGUGGCCCGGACAUUUGAGAAGAUAGAGGAGGUUUCUGCUCGCCUCAAGAUGGUGGAGACACUGAGCAACCUGCUACGCUCUGUGGUGGCCCUGUCACCCCCAGACCUGCUCCCUGUCCUUUACCUCAGCCUCAGCCGCCUUGGGCCACCUCAGCAGGGACUAGAGCUGGGCGUUGGUGAUGGUGUCCUCCUCAAGGCAGUUGCCCAGGCCACAGGUCGUCAGCUGGAGUCCAUCCGGGCUGAGGUAGCUGAGAAGGGUGAUGUGGGACUGGUGGCCGAAAACAGCCGCAGCACUCAGAGACUCAUGCUGCCCCCACCUCCACUCACCACCUCCGGGGUCUUUACCAAAUUCUGUGACAUUGCCCGGCUCACUGGCAGUGCUUCCAUGGCUAAGAAGGUGGACAUCAUCAAGGGCCUUUUUGUCGCCUGACGCCACUCAGAAGCCCGAUUCAUUGCCAGGUCCUUAAGUGGACGGCUGCGCCUUGGGCUGGCUGAGCAGUCGGUCUUGGCUGCACUUGCCCAGGCUGUGAGCCUCACACCCCCUGGCCAAGAAUUUCCCCCUGCUGUUGUGGAUGCUGGGAAGGGCAAGACAGCAGAGGCCAGAAAGAUGUGGUUGGAAGAACAAGGCAUGAUCUUGAAGCAGACCUUCUGUGAGGUGCCUGACCUAGAUCGAAUCAUCCCUGUGCUGUUGGAACAUGGGCUGGAACGUCUCCCAGAGCACUGCAGGCUGAGCCCAGGGAUCCCUCUUAAACCAAUGCUGGCCCAUCCCACUCGGGGUGUCAGCGAGGUACUGAAGCGCUUUGAGGAGGUGGACUUCACCUGCGAGUAUAAAUAUGAUGGGCAGCGGGCACAGAUCCAUGUUCUGGAAGGUGGAGAGGUGAAGAUCUUCAGCAGGAACCAGGAAGACAACACAGGAAAGUACCCUGACAUCAUCAGCCGCAUCCCCAAGAUUAAACUCCCCUCUGUCACUUCUUUCAUCCUGGACACUGAGGCUGUGGCCUGGGAUCGGGAAAAGAAGCAGAUCCAGCCAUUCCAAGUGCUCACCACUCGAAAGCGCAAGGAGGUGGAUGCAUCGGAGAUACAGGUGCAGGUGUGUCUGUAUGCCUUUGAUCUCAUCUUCCUCAACGGAGAGUCCCUGACUCGCCAGCCCUUGUCUCGACGCCGGCAACUGCUCCGGGAAAACUUUGUGGAGACAGAGGGCGAGUUUGUCUUCGCCACCUCCCUGGACACCAAAGAUAUCGAGCAGAUCGCUGAGUUCUUGGAGCAGUCGGUGAAGGACUCCUGUGAGGGGCUGAUGGUGAAGACCCUGGAUGUUGAUGCCACCUAUGAGAUCGCCAAGAGGUCACACAAUUGGCUCAAGCUGAAGAAGGACUACCUUGACGGUGUGGGUGACACUCUGGAUCUUGUGGUGAUUGGUGCCUAUCUGGGUCGGGGGAAGCGUGCUGGCCGGUAUGGGGGCUUCCUGUUGGCUGCCUAUGAUGAAGAGAGUGAAGAGCUGCAGGCCAUAUGCAAGCUGGGAACUGGAUUCAGUGAUGACGAGCUGGAGGAGCAUCACCAGAGCCUGAAGGCCCUGGUAUUGCCAACCCCACGCCCCUAUGUGAGAAUUGAUGGGGCAGUGGCUCCAGACCACUGGCUGGACCCCAGUGUCGUGUGGGAGGUGAAGUGUGCAGAUCUCUCUCUGUCUCCCAUCUACCCUGCUGCACGGGGCCUGGUGGACAAAGAAAAAGGUAUCUCCCUUCGUUUCCCUCGGUUCAUUCGUGUCCGUGGAGACAAGCAGCCAGAGCAAGCCACUACCAGUGACCAGGUGGCCUGUUUAUACCGGAAGCAGAGUCAGAUUCAGAACCAGCAAAGCUCAGACUUGGACUCCGACUUUGAGGACUGCUAUUAACCCCCUGGCCUCCUGGGCCUGGAGUGGAGAUUGAGGGAACCUGGGUACUAAUUGCUUGGUGGUGUUGACUGGUGUGUGUGUGUGGGGGAAAUAGGGGUGGGAUACUGGUACUGUGAUGUUUCAUUUUCUUAAAUAAAUGACUAUUAAAUACC
Molecule: messenger RNA, 2974 nt
Organism: Alexandromys fortis (reed vole)
Lineage: Eukaryota; Metazoa; Chordata; Mammalia; Rodentia; Cricetidae
Gene: Lig1
Product: DNA ligase 1
Exons: 27
Biological process (GO): lagging strand elongation; Okazaki fragment processing involved in mitotic DNA replication; DNA biosynthetic process
Cellular component (GO): nucleus; mitochondrion
Molecular function (GO): ATP binding; DNA ligase (ATP) activity; DNA binding
Source: RefSeq, a predicted model, not a curated record